CUCCAUCCAAGAAAUUUAGGUACGUAACACAUCUGGCUAGCAGGAAUUGUUCGAGUUGCAGUGUACAUCUUCGAAGUGGAAGGUCUGGGAGGUGAUGACUGUGACACAGACACUUACUUCUGGAGCCAUGUCUGAGGAACAUGCCAAGAAAGAGCAGCUUGGGCAGUGGGGGCGGGCUUGGCAAGUGGACUGGUUUUCCCUCAUCGCUGUGAUCCUGCUACUGUGCUUUGCACCCUUCAUUGUUUUCUUCUUCGUCAUGGCCUGUGAUCAAUACCAGUGCUCCAUAAGCCAUUGCCUGAUUGACCUUUUCAACGGUGAUUCGACACUGCUCUCUAUCUGGGACCAAGUACCCCCCCUCACGUGGACAUCAGCUAAAGUAUAUAUAAUUUGGGUGGCUUUCCAGGUUGUGCUAUACAUGUGUCUCCCAGACAUUACUCACAAGUUUUUGCCUGGCUAUGCUGGAGGGGUUCAAGAUGGGGCAAGAACCCCUGCAGGUCUCAUAAAUAAAUACCAGAUCAAUGGACUUCAGUCCUGGAUCAUCACCCAUGUGCUGUGGAUUGCUAAUGCCAGUUACUUCCACUGGUUCUCCCCAACUAUAAUCAUUGAUAACUGGAUUCCACUGCUAUGGUGCACCAACAUUCUGGGAUACGCCAUUUCCACCUUUGUAUUCAUCAAAGCAUACUUGUUCCCAACCAAUGCAGAAGACUGCAAAUUUUCUGGAAACAUAUUCUAUGAUUACAUGAUGGGAAUCGAAUUUAACCCUCGAAUUGGGAAAUGGUUUGACUUCAAGCUCUUCUUUAAUGGUCGACCUGGGAUAAUUGCUUGGACUCUCAUCAACCUGUCUUAUGCUGCUAAGCAACAGGAGCUGUAUGGUUAUGUCACAAACUCCAUGAUCCUAGUCAAUGUGCUCCAGGCUAUCUACGUGUUGGACUUCUUCUGGAAUGAGGCUUGGUACUUGAAAACCAUUGACAUAUGUCAUGACCACUUUGGAUGGUACCUUGGCUGGGGAGACUGUGUUUGGCUGCCUUUCCUUUAUACUUUACAGGGGCUUUACCUGGUCUACAACCCCAUCCAGCUCAGUACUCCUCAUGCUUUAGGGGUUCUUCUGUUGGGCCUCGUGGGGUACUACGUCUUUCGUUCAACUAACCACCAGAAGGACCUCUUCCGUCAGAGUAACGGAAACUGCACUAUCUGGGGUCAAAAACCCACAUUCAUCGAAUGCCAGUACAACUCAUCUGAUGGCAGCACUCAUAAAAGCAAGCUGCUAACUUCAGGAUUUUGGGGGCUGGCUCGCCACUUCAACUACACUGGUGACCUGAUGGGCUCCCUCGCCUACUGUGCGGCUUGUGGAGGAACACACCUGCUGCCCUACUUCUACUUUGUUUACAUGACCAUUCUGUUGGUACACCGAUGCGUGCGAGAUGAGCACCGUUGCGGUGCCAAAUAUGGCCAGGACUGGAAGCGUUACACAGAUGCUGUGCCCAACCGACUUAUUCCUGGAAUAUUCUAGAGGAUAAAAGAGAUCAUCGAGGAUAGUGCUGGGUUGAAGAUGGCGUUAAAUCAUGACUACUGCGAAAAAUUGACAUGCCGCCAUAAUUUCUAUAUGAGGCAACUUACAAAAAACACUGAAUAACCGUAAACAACAUGCACAUUGCACAGAGAUACAGCAGAGGCACAGACUUUUCCAGUCAUCAUAAUGUGAGAUUAUUAAGUAACAGUGUAGAUGUAGGUAUGGAAAUGUGUUAAGUGAAUAAACAAUCUUUUUACUUUGGAA
Molecule: messenger RNA, 1774 nt
Organism: Sardina pilchardus (European sardine)
Lineage: Eukaryota; Metazoa; Chordata; Actinopteri; Clupeiformes; Clupeidae
Gene: dhcr7
Product: 7-dehydrocholesterol reductase
Exons: 8
Coding region: 95-1510 (471 amino acids)
Biological process (GO): cholesterol biosynthetic process; brassinosteroid biosynthetic process
Cellular component (GO): endoplasmic reticulum membrane
Molecular function (GO): 7-dehydrocholesterol reductase activity
Source: RefSeq, a predicted model, not a curated record